Molecule: messenger RNA, 1727 nt
Organism: Chrysochloris asiatica (Cape golden mole)
Lineage: Eukaryota; Metazoa; Chordata; Mammalia; Afrosoricida; Chrysochloridae
Gene: UTP18
Product: UTP18 small subunit (SSU) processome component homolog (yeast)
Exons: 13
Coding region: 44-1711 (555 amino acids)
Biological process (GO): rRNA processing
Cellular component (GO): Pwp2p-containing subcomplex of 90S preribosome; small-subunit processome
Molecular function (GO): protein binding
Source: RefSeq, a predicted model, not a curated record
UCGGGUUCCACGUGAGCGCCUACGUUUCUUCUCAAAACCAACGAUGCCGCCGGAGCGAAGGAACCGAAUGAAAUCGAACCGGAGUACCAGAGGGAAGCCACACCAGAAGACUCCAAUGAUGCCAAAACAGAGACUCGGAGCAAGGCCGGCCGGCCCGGCCCCAAAGGGUGCCCCUUCAUCCCAGCGGAAACCGCCGGCCCGGCCAGGCGCGGCGACCGCUACAAUCGCAGUCGCAAUAGAGGAGGAGAGGCGGCUCCGGCUGCAGAACCGUCUUGCGUUGGAGGAGGACAAACCGGACGUAGAACGGUGCCUGGAGGAGCUGGUGUUCGGCGACGCCGAGGAUGAUGGGGAUGCGCUGCUGCGACGUCUUCGGGGCCCGCGGAUUCAAGUACAUGAGGAGUCUGAUGACUCGGAAUUGGAGAACGAAGCAAAAGAUAAUUUCCCCCCUCAAAAGAGACCAGUUUGGGUGGAUGAAGAAGAUGAAAUUGAGGAAAUGGUUGACAUGAUGAACAAUCGGUUUCGGAAAGAUAUGAUGAAAAAUGCUAGUGAAAGUAAACUUUCGAAAGACAAGCUUCAGAAAAGACUUAAAGAAGAAUUUCAGCAUGCUAUGGGGGGAGUACCUGCUUGGGCAGAGACACAUAGGCGGAAAAAAUCUUCAGACGAUGAAAGCGAAGAGGAUGAAGAUGACUUGUUGCAGAGGACUGGGAAUUUCAUAUCCACAUCAACUUCUCUUCCAAAAGGAAUCUUGAAGAUGAAGAACUGCCAAAAUGCUAAUGCUGAACGUCCUACUAGUGCUCGCAUCUCGUCUGUGCAGUUCCAUCCUGGUGCUCAAGUUGUGAUGGUUGCUGGGUUAGACAAUGCUGUUUCACUAUUUCAGGUUGAUGGAAAAACAAAUCCUAAGAUCCAGAGCAUCUAUUUGGAGAAGUUUCCAGUCUUUAAGGCUUGUUUUAGUGCUAAUGGAGAAGAGGUUUUAGCCACAAGUACUCACAGCAAAGUCCUUUAUGUCUAUGAUAUGUUGGCAGGAAAGUUAAUUCCUGUGCAUCAAGUGAGAGGUUUGAAAGAGAAAAUAGUGAGGAGCUUCGAAGUCUCUCCAGAUGGGUCCUUCUUGCUCAUAAAUGGUGUUGCUGGAUAUUUUCACUUACUAUCAAUGAAGACUAAAGAACUGAUUGGUAGCAUGAAAAUUAAUGGAAGGGUUGCAGCAUCCACGUUCUCGUCAGAUAGUAAGAAAAUAUAUGCCUCAUCAGGGGAUGGGGAAGUUUACGUUUGGGAUGUGAAUUCUAGGAAGUGCCUUAACAGAUUUGCUGAUGAAGGCAGUUUAUAUGGAUUAAGCAUUGCUACAUCGAGGAAUGGACAGUAUGUGGCUUGUGGUUCUAAUUGUGGAGUGGUAAACAUAUAUAAUCAAGAUUCUUGUCUCCAAGAACCAAAUCCAAAGCCGAUAAAAGCGAUAAUGAACUUGGUUACAGGUGUUACUUCUCUGACCUUCAAUCCUACUACAGAAAUCUUGGCAAUUGCUUCAGACAAAAUGAAACAAGCAGUCAGACUGGUUCAUCUUCCUUCUUGUACAGUAUUUUCAAACUUUCCAGUUGUUAGAAGGAAGACUAUUUCUUGUGUUCAAACUAUGGAUUUUUCUCCCAGAAGUGGAUAUUUUGCCUUGGGCAAUGAGAAGGGCAGUGCCCUGAUGUAUCGGUUGCAUCAUUACUCAGACUUCUAGAGAGAUUAUUUGAAGU